Messenger RNA from Cydia pomonella (codling moth), 3429 nucleotides. RefSeq lists its product as uncharacterized. Bases 34 to 2982 code for a protein of 982 amino acids. Gene Ontology annotation, biological process: DNA integration. Lineage: Eukaryota; Metazoa; Arthropoda; Insecta; Lepidoptera; Tortricidae. Gene Ontology annotation, molecular function: nucleic acid binding. The record is from RefSeq and is a predicted model, not a curated record. The transcript has 2 exons.
UUUGUUUCGGGUUCCAGCACUACAGAUGAAGCGAUGGAGCUCUACAGAAAUCUAAAAGGAUCUUUUCAAGAUAUUUCAAUGUCACUCAGGGAUUGGAGCUCAAAUUCUCGAGAAUUUAUGAAGAAAGUUUCUGAUACAUGUAAAGAAGAUAAAGUAAAGGUACUUGGUUUAGAAUGGGACAUUAAGAAAGAUACUCUUCAGUUGAAACCUAACUUGCAAGAGGAAGCAGUCACAAAAAGAGGAAUACUGAAGACUAUUGCAUCAAUCUAUGAUCCAUGUGGUUAUGCCGUGCCCUAUACUCUAUCAUCUAAACUCUUUCUACAAGGACUCUGGAAGGCUGGAGUGUCGUGGGACUCGCCAUUGUCAAGCGAACUAACAGAAGAGUGGAACGUCAUCAGACAGAACUUAGAAGCCAUUAGGGAAGUGUCAGUGAACAGAUGCUACAUGAAGACACCAGUGGGAAAAGGCUACCAACUACACUGUUUCACUGACGCCUCCCUACAGGCUUAUGCAGCAUCAGUCUUUUUAGUUUGCGGCUCGGGGAAAAGCUUCAUCAUUGGUAAAUCCCGUUUAAUACCAAGUAAAGAUCAGGAGAGUCUCAAGAUACCCCGUCUUGAACUAUUAGGAGUACUGAUUGGCAGUAGAUUGAUAAAGUUCGUUCUUAAAUUCUUCCAGCAGAAGAUAGCAAGGCAAGUCUUAUGGACCGACAGCCAGAUAGUCAUAGAAUGGUGUAAAUCUGACAAACUAUUACCACCUUUCGUUGCCAGGAGGAUAGAAGAGAUCAGAACAAAUAAAGAUCUGGAAAUCAGAUACCUUCCAACAGACCUAAAUCCAGCAGACGUAGGCACCAGACCCACCUGUUCGAGAGAGGACGGGGAGAAAUGGCUGAGUGGUCCACAAUUUAUAGUAGAAGAUCCGAAGACGUGGCCAACUACAUCCGGCAGUGGACCCACCAGUUCUCUCUUGACUGGGGAGGGUCUUGGGAUCCAAGAAGAUGAAGAACUGAUGGAAAUAGAUGAUCCAGAUAUACCUAAUGUUAACCCGGUGGAAACGGAAGAUGGCACAACUGCAAAAGAGAUAAUAAAUCAAGAGAAUGGUCAGAUGCCAGACAAUAAGUUUCAAAAAUUGAAAGAAAUUCAAUCAGAGUAUUUUCCUCUAGAAGUAGAGGGAAAAGUAACUAGUUUAAGUUUGAAUUUAGGCAUAUUUAAAGAUAUAGAUGAGUUACUGAGGUGCAAAGGUCGUAUGAAACACACAAACUGGUCAUUUGACAAACGCUAUCCUAUACUUAUUCCAAAAAAUUCAGAUUUCACCAACGAAAUUAUAAUAAAGACUCAUCAAGAAAAUAAACAUGUUGGAGUGAGUCACACGUUAGACAAGAUAAGGGAAACAUACUGGAUUCCACAAGGAAGAAGCCAAGUUCAAAGGAUCCUGAAGAAAUGCCCUGAAUGUAUGAGACAUGACGGAGGGCCAUAUAGACUACCGGAAACUCCUGCUUUACCGAAAGAGAGAGUCAACUAUAGUUCUCCAUUUACAUACGUUGGUACCGACUACCUGGGACCACUUCUAGUUAACAAUGGGAAUGGCAAUUGCAAAAGGUGGAUUAGCCUAUAUACAUGUUUGGCUGUAAGAGCCAUUCACCUAGAAGUUGUAAAGGACCUAACAGCGGAAGAAGGUUUAUUGGCCUUACGCAGGAUGAUUUCAGCAAGAGGAGUGCCUAUCUUGAUAACGUCUGACAACGCAGCUCACUUUAAGUUACUCUCGGAGAUUCUUCAGAAUCCAUACUGCGUAGAUAAAGAAAUAAAAUGGAAAUUUAUACCACAGUUAGCACCAUGGCAUGGAGGAUUCUACGAGAGAUUAGUCGGAUUGGUUAAGAACUGUACGAAGAAAACUUUACAGAAACAUUUAUUGAAUGACAGCCAGCUGGUUACAGUGGUUAAAGAAAUAGAAGCGGUUCUUAACACAAGACCUUUAACUUACGUGGACUCGGAGCCUGAUCAUGUAUUAAAACCUUCAGAUUUUCUUACCAUGGGAAAAUGUAUCAUUAUGGAAACGUCAGGAAAGGAUCCUACUACGUCACAAGGAACGGUGACUAAAGACAAUUUAAUUAAAGGUUGGAAGAAAGCACAGAUAAUUCUAAGAGAAUUUAAAGAGAUGUUCGAGAACCGGUAUCUCCUAAAUUUGAGAGAAAGAUAUUCCCACCAUCCUAAAGAACCUAGGGUAAUAUCCAAGUUGGCUCCAAAGAUAGGUCAAAUCGUGCAGAUCAAAGGUGACACGAAGAACAGAGUCAAUUGGAAAGUUGGGAAAAUAGUAUCUUUAAGAAAAGGCGCCGACGGUUUAUGUAGGGUUGCCACGGUACGAGUAGGAGAUACAGAGUAUACAAGAUCUAUCGCGCAUCUCUACCCGUUAGAGAUCGAAGAUGGAGAAGAACAGUGUAAACAAACAUCAUCUUACGACGAAAGCGCAGAAGAACCUCUGCAACUUCCUAAUCUACCCCGUUCGUCACGCAGAGAUGACAUGACGGUGGAUUCCGUCAACGAUGUUGCCGAAUCCGAGUCUCUUUCUGAGCAAAGAUGCACGCAAGCAGUCAGAGAUAAGCCAGAAGAAGAAGUACAACCUUAUGCCUCGCCAGUAGAGGGAAGGAGUUCCUCUCAACGAAUCCUAGAGCCUAUGUAUAGUGAGUCAAACGAGCCUAAGCCUAAGUCUAUGUCCGAACCAGAACCGUUCGCGGUCGUCGACCUCGAAUCUUACGAGCACACUAAGCCAGAAUCACACAACCUGGAGGAGGUUACGCUAGGCAACGAGUCAAGACCUAAGAGAGCCGCAGCUCUUCGAGCCCUUGAGAAGAUCAAAGAAUGGACCAGCAAUCUAGUCGCCCUAUUCCUGCCUGUGUUGGGGAGUGUCGCGACGGACGCGAAAAUCCGAUGCCACAAUACUAAUUCACCUGCGGCAACACCGAACAGCGCCCUCUAUGUGGAACUGUGAUCUCGGGUGUCAUACAUUCAGCCGCCUUAAGAUAAGCGAAGCAGAUUAAGGCUCCUCUGGCCCAGGAGUUGAGGUGCAGAGAGAGUGAGGAUGAAGAGUCCCUUAUGGGAUAUGAAGGUAUGUAUGCGAUGCAUUCUAUUUCCCAAUUAGAUCCCCCCUAAUAUAACAUAUAUAUAAGUUGCCGCCUUUCCCCUCUUUACGGUCUCAUUUAUAUACCGUAGGCGGCUAGGGGAGAGGCGGCCACAUACCGCGACGUUGACGUAGACUCCAUACUCGCACAACUUCACGGCGAUUUCGCAGUUUGGUUCGCGGCAAGAUGGCGCCGAAGCAUCAGCUGAUCGGAUUUAGUUUGCGGCAAGGCACUGAUUCAAACUGGGAACUGUCAAAUUGAUUUUUGGUUGAUCAAGUUCGCACCCAAUAUAACCAAGUAGCCGCCAUAGAAGGUUA